Molecule: messenger RNA, 3525 nt
Organism: Pistacia vera
Lineage: Eukaryota; Viridiplantae; Streptophyta; Magnoliopsida; Sapindales; Anacardiaceae
Product: myb-like protein X
Exons: 4
Coding region: 1250-2992 (580 amino acids)
Source: RefSeq, a predicted model, not a curated record
ACAUUAAAAGAAACCCACUCUCUCUCUUUCUUCGCUUCUCUUCUCUGUUCAUUUCUUCUCUCUCUCUGAAACAUACACUCAAAGCCAAACAAAACAACAUAAUCUCUUAAUACUUUUACCACAACUAUAACGCACAAUCUCUCACUUUCUUCUUCAAUUCAGAGAGAUCUUGUCCUUCUACAAUGCCCUUUUUGUAGCGGACAAGGUAAUCUCACUUUCUAUUUUUCCAACUCUUUUUUCUCACUCAAGUUUCUUUCAAAUUUCUUGGACCAUUUUACGCUUUCAAAUCCAACUUUUUUAUUUUUUUUGAGCUAUUGAUUUAUGCCCAUUCGGUCUUAGGUUAUGAAAAAGCAAGUUUUUGUUGCUGAAUUUCUAGGGUUUCAUUGGAUCACAAUCAGGGACUUGUUCAAGGGGGCUGAAUUUGGGACUGAUUAGGGUUUGAGCGUUCCGGAGAUUGUGUUUGGGAUCAGAUAGAAUGAGGAUGAGUUGGGAUCUUUGGAGAAAUUGGAGUUGUGGAUUUGACUGUUGUGGGAUUGAGUUUUUGAGCUCUGAAGAUGCCUAAAAUCAUGGUGGUUGAACAGUGUUGGUUUGGUCAUGGAAGAAGAUUGCAUUUAUAGAAUGGUUGUGUAGAUGGUAAUCAAGAAUUGGAGAGUUUUAACUGUUGUUUCAAGGAAAAGGGUAUCUGGAUUUUGAUAGUGUUUUGUGUGCUGAUCUUCAUUAGGGGAUGAUUUUGGUAUUAGGCUUUGAUUAUAGGGAGGAGGUGAUGGUUCUUUAUUGGCCCAGAAGGCAAUAUAGAAGAUUGGAUUGUAGUGGACUCUUUUUAUUUCUCAAGAAACCAUUUGGAUUAACAUAAUUGGAGCAGAUUUGUAGACCAAAGAGCUAAUUUUGAGCUAUUCUUAUAGCUGUGGGUUCUGGAGCUAGUGUAGUUGAUAUUUGAUAGUAGGCUCGAUUAAGUCGUAGCAGCAGUUGGCAUUUACUUUUUGAAAUAUAUAUCAGUGAAAUCUACGUGAUUUGUGUAUAAAUUUGAAGUAGAGAAGGCUAAAGGUUGGUCUGAUUUGAUAUCCGUGGUUGAUGGUGUGACUGGGAAGCUCAUGGAGGAAUAUUGAAGCUGGAAAUGAAUGCGGGGACAUGGUGCAUGGACAGGAGCAUAGUUACUGGUCCGUUCCUUUGGAACCGUGCUACUGGAAAAUAAUUCUGGCAUUUUUGUUUGUGGAAGGCAUUUGUGUUCUAUAUUCUGGGAUUCUGUGCAAUGUCGCGUUGCUUUCCGUUCCCGCCACCAGGAUAUGAAAAGAAGGCUAGGACUGGCGAUCCAGACUUACUAAAAAAGGAGAAACAGAGAGAGAAGAAGCAUAGAAAGGAGAAGAAGGACAAAGAGAAGAGAGAUAGUAAAGAGAAAAAGGAGAAAGAUAGAAUUGAUGAAAAGCACAGGGAAAAGAAAGACAAAAAGGAAAAACAGAGAGAGAAAAAGGAGAAGGACAGGGAUAAAGAUAAAGAUAAAAGUAGCAACUCAGAUGAGAAGAGACUUCCAGGGAAAUCUGAGGAUCAUGAUGGAGAGAAAACCUCCAAUGAGAAAAAAUUGCUUCCAAAAUCUGAGGGUCACAAUGGAGAGAAAUUCAUUCAGAAAGACAAGGAAAAGAACAGAGAUUCAAGCAGUAUCUCCAGUGAGAAGAAAGUUGCUGGGCAAUUUUCGGGUUACAGUGGAGAGAAGCUCAGUCAGAACAGUUAUCUGGCUGGGGAUUCGAAGGAUUCUAAAUUUUUGCAGGAGCUGGGGAGGAGAGUCAGAGAUGAAGACAGAGCAACUGGGAACCAGUUGGUUGAGAAGUUUACCAGCACAGACCGAAAGAGGGAUGAGGGAGUUGUUAGAUUGGUGGCUAAGGCUACUCACAGCUUGGAUGGUGGUAAGGAAAAGAAGAAGGAUAAGAGAGGUGGUGAUGAAAGAAAGUUGGAUGAGCACGGUGUCAUGGAUGAGCACGGUGUCAGAGAUGAUGCAAGAUUUAGUGGACAUGCCAUGUUUCAGAGCCUUGCUGGAGUGGUUCAAACAAGAACUGAAGGUGUGCCCAGGCCACUGGAGAAAGAUGUUGAGAGCAAGACCGAAGGUAAAGAAAACACCAAAAAAAAGGAAGGAGAUGAUAAGCGUGGGGAUAAGCACAAGGAUAAAGAUAGGGAGAAAAAAGGCCAAGGGAAGGAAAAAGACAGGGAUAAAGAGAAGAAAAAAGAGGAGAAAGCGAAGAUGAAAAGUGAACAUAAGAAGGUAGAAAAGGAUAUUUUAAAAGACAAAAAGAAGAAUGACCUUCUAGGAACCCAUGAUAUGAAGACCUUGCGUCUUCCCAACAGUAGUGACAAGAAUGCUAUUAGUGAGGCAAAUAUUAGGAAACGAAAGGACUCUGAGACAAAUGGAUUUUAUCAUGCUAAUGACAACAGGCCUAAUAAGUUGCCAAGAUCCUCUUCUUCUGCCCAUUCAUCGACAGAGACCAAUAAGUUGACAAGACCCAUUUCAUCCUCUCAUCCAUUGACAGAGACCAAUGUGGUGCCAAGACCUACUUCAUCCCCUCAUCCAUUGACGGGGAAUGGAAAAAUUUUGGAACCUGGCCAAACUUCUGCCUUGUUUACUUCAGAUAGACAGGGUUCAGCCAAUAAUCUUAAGGCAGAUAAUAAAGAACGCAAGGUGAAUGGUAUGAUUUCAUCUCAGCCGUUGUCUGUCUCAACAGCGAAGUCUCUGUUUACGACUGUACAAGCUGAUCAAAUUGCUGAGGUAUCUAUGAAUCCACCUCAUCCAGAUACCAAAUAUCUAAACCAGAUACUAUCGGUUCCCAAAAGGGAAGAGUUGUCUAAGGACCAUGACCUGGAGUGGCUCAUUCAUGGCAGUAAUUCCCAGUUACAGAAGCCCAAGGUGAUAUCCCCUGGAAAUGAUGAGAUGCCAGAGGUUUGGGCAGAAGCCACGAGGAUAGAGUCAGCUGAUGUUUGUGCUCUGCCUUAUGUUAUUCCCUUUUGAUUGGUUUACAUAUGAGCAUAGUUUAUCCUCUCCCUGUAUGGAUUUGGGGGAAACCCUCCAUAGGAACACAUUACACAUUGUGGGAAACCGUAGCAGCAUCUGGGCUUUUCGGUGGAAAUUCUUCAAUAUUUUUGCUGCACUCGUCACCAUGUCUUUGAAAUGAUAUGUCACACGCUGUUGUGUGCCCUAGUGCACUGUUGCAGGACAAGGAUUGGAGGGGUAAUUUUAGUUGCUGGUUUGGGGGCACUAAUUCAUUAAAAAAAAUUGAUAAGGGCAACCUAGUGAGGUUGCCGGAGAAGGGAGAUGUAAAAGCUUGUGCAAUUUUAUUUCGUUUGCUUAAAGCUGAGGAGCUCUUUUCUAAUUGAGAAUGUAAGAGAAACUACUGGCAGUGUUUGAAACAGCACUGCAAUUUUGAUUUGUAACAUAGAACUGGUAUUUAGAAAAAUUGUAAGAUAGAGGGAAAGGAAAAGUAGCUGCAUUCAUUCAUUAACUCUCUCAUGUAACUGUUGUUCAUAAUCCCAUUAAGUUCUCUA